UCUUAUAUCAGAUGACGCCAUAGAAACGCCGUCAAUUCCAUUUAGGAAUUCAUACAGGUUAUCGCGGGUUCUCAGCGCCGAACCUUCAAAACUGCACUUAUUGUGUUUAGAAAUACCCGCAUCUAUGAGUUUUGACAAUGAGUGUUUUCUUAUACGAACAAAUAUGUCAGACACUUGGCUUGCUAUUUUAUUUGAAAAAAAAAAUGAAGCUGAGCUACAUUGCGUUGGUAAGUCUUGCUAAAAUAUUAGCAUAGUAUUAAUUAAUGAACGCAAAGGAAAUUCGUCAAUUUUUUAAUUAUCUUACGCACUUAAUGAGACGAGCUAAGGACUAGUGACAAGAGACUGGCUAAUUUAUGUCUAUCGGCAAAAGGAUGCCAAUGGUUGGCUUUCGUGCGCAUUGACCAAGUGACAACGCGUUCCUCUCGGCAGUAAUUUUCUUGCAAUUCUCUCAUCGAGUUCCGCUCUGUUUGUUUCGAUCGUGUGCCUUGACUGAGAAAUGACAGACUCCGUCCCCCCGACACACGGAAACAGGCGGUAAUCCUGCUCCGCUGUGUACUGAAUGACCGAUAGAAAAGAAUUCUGAGGUCAAACGAGUCGUCAGAUAAGACAAGUCAGGUCUUUCGCGAGGCAAUGGAAAAAACGAGAGACAACCUCACAAUCGGUAGGCAAGACACUGCCCGCAAUGAAGACACAAACAGUACGGAUAUAAUGUAUGGAGGAAUAAUAUGGUGCGCGGCUUUUGGGGUUGAAGGUUUCACCAUCGUCGUAUGCAACUUGCUGACGAUCGCCGCAUUUGCAAGCAAAAAAUGCUUGCGAAAAAGAGGGACUUAUUUACUCAUUAAUUUAGCAACCGCGGAUGUGUUUAUCGGCCUGGUGCCUGUUCCAAUGGUAAUGUAUUUCACAGGAGUGGAGUUUAAACUGUGGAGAGCUGUGUCUCAUAGCACGCUCAGCUAUACGUAUUUCGGACUGGAUAUUUUAUUAGGGCUGGCAUCUCUGGGAAAUCUAACGAUAAUUGCUUUGGAGCGCCUGUUCGCGACGCAGUGGCCAUUUCAUUAUAGGACUCUACGCCCAAGAAAUUAUUAUACAACGAUUUCAAUAACAUGGUUCGUAGCGGUCGUUAUAUCGAUGCUGUGCUUUCUAACGCAAUACCUCACUAACAAGCUUAUGAUGUCAACCUAUAUAUCCAUGACAUUUGUAUUUACGGCGUUCUUAGUGAUCUGCACUUCGUAUGCUAUCGUGUGGACAAAGCUUAAACUGCACCGGAGACAUGAGGAUCAUUAUCGUAAGACUAGAGAAAACGAGCGGAAAAUAGGAAUCACUAUGAUAAUAUUGACCGUGCUAUCCCUAGCGACAUGGCUUCCCUUCGUGAUGCUCAACUUAGUGGUUGUAUUCGCGGAUGUACCUUUUCCAAGUCAGACGACUAUUCUAGCUACCAAGAUGCUGCAUUACGGAAAUAGCCUCGUAAAUUGCAUAGUUUACACUUUGCGGAUGCCCCACUUUAGAAGCUCCGUGUUUGUACUUUUCAGGCGACACAAGAGAUAUGACUAUAGUACUGGGUCUCCUAUCGGAGAAACCUCAAUGUCGCCUUCACAUUAUCUGCGAAGAAACACUUUUUCUAACUGCUCUAUGCCGCCUUCGGCACAUUUUGAAAAACGACGACAUUCCAAGAUGGAUAACCUCAAGCCCACUGCAGACGUGAACAGAAUCGUUGUUCGCGACUUCAGAUUGUUUCUAUUGACUGGAACCAAGAGGAAAAGAUAGUUUAAGUUAAUAACCCCCGUGGAAAAACUGGCAGGAUGUAUUGUUUGUUUCUAUAUUAUGUACAAUGCGUUUUCUAUUUUUUUUUUCAUUAGUUUUGAACAAAAACAUCCUUUGAGAACCAAAUUCGAGAUUGUUUUCCUAUCCUCUAAAUGAUCUAAAUCGUAUUUAAGCGACGGCGUUUAUCUUCUUAAAUUCCUCUAAAAGCUGGUGUCAAAACAAAAAGAAAAAUUGAGGUAUUGACUUAUUAAAAUGUGGAAAUUACACUUUAGUCAAUGACUAAAAUAUUUUAUUUAAUACUGAAAAACUACGGAUGUUUCUAUCCACAGAAAGUAUCUAAUUUCCUUCAUAUUUAGUACGUAUAUUUAGUUUGGAUAUUUAGGUCGAAAAAAGGAUCAUCUUUCAUACAGCCACAGGUCAACAAAAACCGCCAAGGAUCAGGCUAUUAAUUUUGGAAUCACUCACUGGUUCAUAUCUCCUUGUUUCGUUCAGACAACUGCUGCAAAUAUUUAAAAGUAGUCAUGCAGUACACCACAAAACUUUCAAUGUUUUUCCCUGUUUUCUCGCGAAAACCAACCCCAAGACAUAAACGAGGCCAUGUUAGCGCACCCUAAAGCGUUAAACGAUAUCGUACGCUUCAAAUAAGGGUUUUUUUUGUAAUCCAGCUUUAAAUAUAAGUAAUCUUUCUAAAGGCUAUAAUCCCCAAGAGUUGUCAAGCGAAGGUAGACUCGACGGCUUCGUGUGUAAUUACAAAAAGAAAUGACAGAAAACAGCACAACAAAGG
Molecule: messenger RNA, 2542 nt
Organism: Nematostella vectensis (starlet sea anemone)
Lineage: Eukaryota; Metazoa; Cnidaria; Anthozoa; Actiniaria; Edwardsiidae
Product: galanin receptor 2b
Exons: 1
Coding region: 631-1761 (376 amino acids)
Biological process (GO): G protein-coupled receptor signaling pathway
Cellular component (GO): membrane
Molecular function (GO): G protein-coupled receptor activity
Source: RefSeq, a predicted model, not a curated record